AUGGCACCGGCAAAGCUCAACGUUCUUGUUUACACAGGCAUUGGCACCACAGUUGAGUCAGUGCGGCAUUGUAUCUGGUCCCUCCGCCGUCUUCUCGGCCCCAACUACGCCGUCAUCCCCAUCACCGAGAACAUCGCUCUCAAAGAACCAUGGCAAGCAACAUGCGCACUCCUCGUCUUUCCAGGCGGUGGCGAUCUCGGCUACUGCCAGGCACUGAAUGGUGAGGGAAAUCGUCGUAUCGGCGACUAUGUUCGCCGAGGAGGCUCUUACCUAGGCUUCUGUGCUGGCGGCUACUACGGGACACAAAAGUGUGAGUUUGAGUUGGGAAACAAGCCCAUGGAGGUUGUUGGACGAAGAGAGCUAGGGUUCUUCCCAGGGACCUGUCGAGGUGGUGCGUUCAAAGGCUUUGAGUAUCGGAGUGAAAAGGGAGCGAGGGCUGUGCGUUUGACGGUACCCAAGGGUGCCUUUGAACAGGAGGCUGCGUCUGAAAUCAUCUCUUACUAUAAUGGAGGAGGUGUCUUUGUUGAUGCUGCUUCGGUUAAGGACAGAAAGGUCGAGGUUCUCGCUACUUACGAUGAGGAGCUUGAUGUCGAUGGUGGCGAUGGAAAGGCAGCAGUUGUUCUUUGCACAGUCGGAGAUGGUAAAGCCUUGCUUACUGGCCCUCACCCCGAGUUCGCUGCGGCCAACUUGAAUCCUCAGCCAAGCGUUCCUGGGUAUGAUGACCUGGUCACCAAAUUAGCAGACGCCGACAAGGACCGAGCUGCUUUUCUCAAGGCAUGUCUCACAAAACUCGGUCUUGAGGUCAGCCCUCACGACACAGGUGUCCCGUCACUCUCCCAUCUUCACCUCUCUUCCAUCACCGACACAGGCGUAUCGGAGCUAUUAACUGACUGGAGCGACAUCAUCAACAAGGAGAACGGCGAAGAAUGGAUCCGAGCGGAAACAGACACCUUUCACAUCCAGAAUGAAGACACAAUCUGGAGCCUUGAAGGGCUUCAGCAAUCUCUGACAGAGACAAUGGAUACCAACAUCUCUGAGAAUGGCAGCAUUGACUACAGUAAGAUCAUCAAGAAGAUCUUUCCUCACGAGAAGGGUCUUCCCCAUCCCAAGCUUACACCACAUUUCAACCAUGGUCUGUUCUUUUCAAGCCUGAAGCGUUAUCGACAAAUUGAGCCAACUGCGCGGGCAUGGGGUGACUUGCUCAUGUACGGCGAAGUUGUCACAAGUACAAAUACCAUGCUUGAGAAGAACCCCAAGCUCAUGCCGAAACUCCCAAGCGGCUUCACAGUCUCAGCUACCACCCAAGUUGCUGGUCGUGGUCGUGGCUCCAACGUCUGGAUUGCUCCUCCUGGAAUGCUCAUCUUCUCGACUGUAAUCAACCAUCCAGCCCAUCUCGCUGUGACUCGUCCGGUAGUAUUUAUUCAGUACAUCACGGCUAUUGCCAUGGUUGAGGCGGUGCAGUCUUAUGAUCGUGGUUACGAGAACAUUCCCAUCAAGUUAAAGUGGCCUAAUGACAUUUAUGCCCUUGAUCCCACAAAGUCACAAGAGAAACCGCAUUAUGUGAAAGUCGGUGGUAUUCUCUCGCAGUGUCUCUGUUUCGAUGGCAACUACCAAAUCAUCCUCGGCGUAGGCCUCAAUACCAUCAACCCCCGUCCCACAAUCUCCAUAUCCGACCUCGUUCCAUCAGGGGCACCAGAACUUCAUCUCGAAACCCUCCUAGCACGCGUCCUCACACGCAUCGAGGCCAUUUAUGCUCAAUUCCUUCGAGAAGGGUUCUCAGCUGACCUUGAAGCCCGUUACUACCGCCACUGGUUACACACAAGACAAGAUGUCACUCUCGAGGCAGAAGGUGGUGUCAAGGCUCGCGUGGUGGGAAUUACGCGGGAUUGGGGAAUGCUGAAGGUUGAAGAGACAGAUGCUACCGGGAGGUCGACAGGGAAGAUCUGGGCAUUGCAAAGUGAUGAGAAUAGCUUUGAUUACUGGAAGGGCCUGGUCAGGAGGAAGAUGUGA
Fusarium tjaetaba is the source of this 2010-nucleotide messenger RNA. RefSeq names its product BPL1-biotin holocarboxylase synthetase. The transcript has 5 exons. The coding region runs from base 1 to 2010 and encodes 669 amino acids. Gene Ontology annotation, molecular function: biotin--[biotin carboxyl-carrier protein] ligase activity. The record is from RefSeq and is a predicted model, not a curated record. Lineage: Eukaryota; Fungi; Ascomycota; Sordariomycetes; Hypocreales; Nectriaceae. Gene Ontology annotation, cellular component: cytoplasm. Gene Ontology annotation, biological process: protein modification process.